This is a messenger RNA of Chrysemys picta bellii (western painted turtle), 5331 nucleotides long. The record is from RefSeq and is a predicted model, not a curated record. NCBI's taxonomy places the organism in Eukaryota, Metazoa, Chordata, Testudines, Emydidae.
GGUUGACUGGGAGCGCGCAUGCGCAUGACGGCGGCGGGGACUAGCGAGCCGCGGCGAACUGUGAGGCAGUCAAAGACGGAGCGCGCGGCGAGCUGGGACUUGCGCUCGCCGCCGCUCGUGCUCUGGGCGUAGCAAGCGAGCGAGAGGUUAUGAGCCUGCAGGACUCCAGCGGCCACCCUCGCUCCGGCCGCGGCCAUGGCAGCCUCCAUAGAGCAGGAGUUCCAGGAGAUCGACACUGCUAACGACUGGCAGGCUCGCUACCUUGAAAUUCGGCAUAAAUCCAAUGACUAUCCUCAUAGAGUUGCAAAAUAUCCAGAAAACAGAAAUCGAAAUAGAUACAGAGAUGUCAGCCCAUAUGAUCAUAGUCGUGUAAAACUGCAGAACACAGAGAAUGACUAUAUCAAUGCCAGUUUAGUAGUCAUAGAAGAAGCCCAAAGAAACUAUAUUUUAACACAGGGUCCACUUCCUAAUACUUGUUGUCAUUUUUGGCUAAUGGUAUGGCAACAAAAGACCAGAGCAGUUGUCAUGCUAAACAGAAUUGUUGAAAAAGAGUCAGUAAAAUGUGCCCAGUACUGGCCAACAGAAGAAGAGGAAGUCAUGAGGUUCAAGGAAACGGGAUUUUGUGUGAGGCUAGUAUCAGAGGACGUAAAAUCCUAUUAUACAGUACACCUACUACAAUUAGAAAACAUCAAUAGUGGUGAAUCCAGGAUGAUAUCUCAUUAUCACUAUACUACGUGGCCAGAUUUUGGAGUCCCUGAGUCCCCAGCUUCAUUCCUCAACUUCUUGUUUAAAGUCAGAGAAUCUGGUUCGCUGAGUCCUGAACAUGGACCUGCCGUAAUUCACUGUAGUGCAGGGAUAGGACGCUCUGGCACAUUUUCAUUAGUAGACACCUGUCUUGUCCUGGUAAACCCUUCUUCUGUGGACAUUAAGCAAGUAUUAUUGGAUAUGAGAAAGUAUCGCAUGGGACUUAUUCAGACGCCUGACCAGCUAAGAUUCUCAUAUAUGGCUGUAAUAGAAGGAGCAAAAUUUAUCAUGGGGGAUUCAACUAUACAGAAACGGUGGAAGGAACUUUCUAAGGAGGACCAAGCACCAAGUUCUGAGCAGUCUCCUCCACACCCAACCAGAAUAAAUAUGGAGAAGUACAAUGGGAACAGUGUGGGCUUAGAAAAACAGGAGCAAAUGGGGGAGAAAACAAAUACUGAACUGUCCACUAAAGUACAAGAUACUAUGGAUGGAAACAUUGAAAGUACUGUUCGGAAACGGCUGCGAGAGGAUAGAAAAGCUUACACAGCCCAGAAGGUGCAUCAGAUGAAACAGAAGCUAAGUGAGACUGAAAGAAAAAGAAAAAGGUGGUUAUAUUGGAAACCUAUUCUCACUAAGAUUGGGUUUGGUACAGUCAUUUUAGUUGGAGCUUAUUCUUGCUGGAAACUGUAUUUUCAAGAACAUUCCUUGUAAGUAAAAACUUAUUUGCACUGUGAGCCUGUCUAUGGUAGCAGCUAAUCUUGCUGCAAGUCAAUCAUUAGGGAGUUUGACUUUCAGCAGCAAACUCCUUACACCUAAAAUCGGUGCAGUAGUUUAGACACAAACUAGAUAAGUGAUGUAAACUGAUCAGUCAGCAUCUCAGGACUUUCACAGCAGGUACUUCUGAAACCAAACGGCAAAUUGCUACCCAGAAUAAAGUUGUUCGUUUGUUAAAUAAACAGGUACAAACUUUGUGUAACUGUAUUUAUAUACUUUUAAAAAUGGUAUUCCACUGAAUCUAGAUAGAUAGAUAGACCCUGAGCCAUGAAAAUUUAACUAUCGUGGCUAUCUGGGUUUUAAUUUACAUGCCUGACAUAAGCAAUAAACAGUGUGGUAUCAUUUACAUUAUUAAUGCAAAGAAGUUAUCCUUAAAUGUGUGUAAUGUGUAAUGUACUAUUGACAUAGGCAUCAACAUUUUAUAUUCUUAUGACCCAGGAUAAAUAUAUUUUAUAACUGCAUAUUUAAUCUUACUUUUUGUAGCUAACUGUACUUUUAAAAGCUUAGUUUGUACAAAUUUAUUUGACAAAAAAAAAAUUUUGAUUUUGGAACUUAAUGUAUAGGAUAUUUUGUGCACAGUGCAUCCAUUCCCCACAUUUCAAGAUGAGACUUUUGAUAUGAGCAGCUAGGGUUCUAAUGAAGCACUUUUCAGUUUCUACUCUGUACGCUGCAUUCCUUUUAUUUAUUUAUUUUUUGUUUUUGCAGUUUCCUUAUUUAAAAAAGCUUUAAAAUGCUUGGUGUUUUUUUGUUUUGUUUGUUUUUAUAAAGCUGUUUGCUAGUCCUAGACUUAGAGGCAAAUUGUUAAACUGAUUAAUGGAAGUUGUAUUAAGACUUCAGCUACUGUCUGAAGCUCUAGUUUUGUUAAAGUUCUGACAUUCCAUUAAAUGUGAAAUGUGAUAUUUUGUGUCUCAUCUUAUUUUUUUUUUUUUGAGUUUUAUGCCGUGUAAUAAUAAUAAUAAUCUAUCACCCAUCAAUAAUGGCACAUUGAAGGCAACUUAAAACUGAUUGAACUUUUUGUGAAAAACUUGUUUCAAAAGUAAUUGAAAGCAUUAGCUACAGAAUAUAGAUGAAUAUUGUCAACUAUUUGAUAACAUUUUAUGAACUGUGACAAAGUCUUAAGGAUGCCAGAUCUAUUUAAGGUACUUUUUUAAGUUGCCUAUCACCAUAGUAAACACAGUAGUUAGCCACUUCAUCAGGAAUAGUAGAUGAAGGAAGUACUUAUUUACCUUUGGAUCAGUUUGAGAUGGAUCAUAAACUUUUCACUGUUUAUAUGAAAAAGUGUAUCUAAUAGCUCUUUUCCCAGCUCCAUUGUUAACUUCCUUUCCCUUAAAGGAACCUAUACAAUGGAAUCUGUAUGUAGCUGUCCAAAUCAUUCUCAGCUGAGGAAGGCUGUGUGGCCUAGUGGAUAGAACAGUGGAUCAGAGUUCAGGAGACUUGAGUUCUAUUCAUGGCUCUGCCACUGGACUGCUGGGUGACCUUGGACAGAUCACUGUACCUCACUGCCUCAGUUUCCAAAUGUGUAAAAAGGGGAUGAUACUGUGAUCUCCUUAAUAAAGCACUUUGAGAGGUCUCCAGCCACCUGCAAGCUCAGUAGCAAGAGAUUAAACAUGGGACCUAAACUGAGUUGCUGUUUCUUUGCAGUGCUACUAGAUGACUGAACAACAUACACUUUUGAGGAGUGUCUCAUGGACGUGCAAUAGAUUUACAUAGGUACCUCCAGCUAGUGUGAAUAGGAGUAAAAUGUGUAAUUCCCCGGUGUUAGUAAAAGAAUGAGACUUCAGGUGGUAGAGUCUUACAGUAUUCAGAGCUGUGUUUCUGUAAGACUGCCAUUAAAACAAGAUGGCAACUUGUACUGGAACCAUGGCAGAGCCAAGAUUUAGUAAUUGCUUUGGCAGAAAUAGUAAAUUUGGUUACUUGUUGUAACAAGACGGUAAACAAUCAGGGAGAGAGUGCAGAUUUUGUGUUUUAGGAAGGUAUUGUCCCACCAAAUAGUUUUUUUUUUUUCUUUUUUUAACCUUCAGCUGUUCUAACUCUAAUCAACCCCCAGCCUAGAGAGAGUGCAUUACUCUUUCCAUCCUAUAUCUUACUCCUCAAUCUUCCCAUAUUUCUUUUCUGUUGUAAAGUGUCUUACAAACGGCUGGGUUUUAUUUAUGGGAAAAUGUAUGUUGUGCCAUGAAGUACUAUUAUAAAAGUGAAAUGAGAUCUUCAAAUCCUAAAGUGCUUAAAGGAAAACAGUUAAGAAAAAAAACCUCCAAGAGAGAUAAUAUCCCUUUCUCUGAAAUUGCAAGUCUCCAUUUAUCUCCUGACUCAGCAGCAGGAUUUUUCCAAGCAUUUUCUGCUUUCCUCUGAUGACAAGCUCUAAAUGCAUCUUUGAACACCCUCAUUUGAAUUCUUUUACCUGACGCCAUCUAAACUGUCUCCUACAUUGCCCAGACCCCAAGAAGACUUUCUUGGUCUCUUGGGAACGUUCAUGUAUGCUCACAUUGUGUUCACUCCUUUUCACACCACAAAGUAGCAUUUGUAAAUUAAUUUGGUAAUUUAUGGGUAAGCUGUGUUUGGUUGGCUUGGCUGCAUCAUUAACAACCAGGUGUGAAGACAUCUGUAACAAUUUUUAAGGAUCACACCAGUGACAGACAAAAAAAUGUUAAACUCCGAUCUGCUGCAGUAUAAGAUUGGGAAAGAAGCUUUUUAUCACAUUCCAGGAAGGAACCUGGUGUAAAAUCCUAGUUCCAUUUAAAAUCAAUGGCAAAAUGCCCACUGACUUUUUAGUGGGGUUAGGAUUUCCUCUUUUGUCUUUAGUUCAUAGCACUUUACAGGAAGGUGGUUGUUACAAAAUCUAGGCUAUGCAUACUUUGUUGUUUUUGUGGCAGUUAAGUGAAAAGAGAACAUGAGACAACAGUCUUCACUUCUGAGAUAUUAAAUCCUGAUUGGCGCACUAGUUCUGAAAUGCUGUUGAGCUUCUGAUUGAAAUCUUGACUGUGAUCCUCUUUCCCCUAUAUGUAUUGUUUUCCAGAAUAAUUAGCAUAGUAGAACUUAUUUUUUUAAUUAGAUCACUUUAAAGCUGACAUUCAGAUGAUUAGCUUCAUACAAAUCUCAUUCACCUUUUACCAAGUAACAAACACCUGAAUCUCAGUUAUAAGUAGCACAUUCUAGUUUUAUAAGGAUUGGAAUUAGUCCUUUUGGUUUUCUAUUCAAUUAUAUUUUUCUGGCAUGGGAAAUCUAUUGUUUGCAAUGGCACCACUUGCUGUGUUGAGUGCCCCUCGAUCUUUUAAAUAUUUUCCCCACUACUUGUUGAGCAGGAGUUAUCCAAAGCAAUAAUUAAAUACAGUCUAAAGUAAAGAGUUGGAGAAAUUACAGGUGCGUUUUAGGGAAAUUUAAUUUGCAAAUGAAACUUAACUUAAUUAAGCUUUUGGAACAUUACUUGUUCCGUUUCAUUAACUGAUGUAUUUUUAUUUUAAUAUAGUAUUUUAAAAAUAUACAGCUUAGUGCAAAUGGACAAUAAAAAAAGGCAAGUGUGUGAAUUGGGUGGGUAUGAAAAAGCCUUGAAGUAUAAUAGAGGCCAACAACAUUAAUGUACCUUUUCAUUUAUUAGACUUAAAUGUCAGAUUUUUGGAUGACUGCACAAGAAACUUAUGUAAAUUGAUUGAGGUAACUCCUGGGGAAAAUUGUCAUUGUGGUCAAGUGAUUUAAACUACAGGGUGGAAUUUGGCAAAGUUAAAUUGUGUGAUAGUCUUCCUGCCUUUUAAAGCUGUUUUUUAACUGGCUUCAGCUCAGUCUCACUCUUGUGUACUAAAAAUAAAUGUGUUCAAAAUA